CGCUCCUGCCUGCUGCUGCACACUCUCCACCGCCUCCGCUUCUCUGGACACUUGGACCCCGGGAAGAACCAUGAAGUGGCUGCUGCUGCUCAGCUUGGUGGCACUCUCUGAGUGUGUCCUGUACAAGGUUCCUCUGGUCAGAAAGCAGUCCAUGCGGCAAAAACUGAUGCAGCAUGGCCUGCUGGAGGACUUUCUGAAGACGCGCAACUUCAACCUGGCCAGCAAGUACUUCAAGGAGGUCGCCGACCUGGCAGCCACCCAGCCCCUUGAGAACUACAUGGACGUGGAGUACUUCGGCACCAUCGGCAUCGGAACGCCCCCCCAGGAGUUCAACGUCAUCUUCGACACCGGCUCCUCCAACCUGUGGGUGCCCUCCGUCUACUGCUCCAGCCCUGCCUGCUCCAACCACAACCGCUUCAACCCUCAGCAGUCCUCCACCUACCAGGCCACCAGCCAGACGGUCUCUGUGGCCUAUGGCACCGGCAGCAUGACAGGCAUCCUCGGAUAUGACACCGUCCAGGUCGGAGGCAUCGCCGACACCAACCAGAUCUUCGGCCUGAGCGAGACGGAGCCCGGCUCCUUCCUGUACUAUGCGCCCUUCGACGGCAUCCUGGGCCUGGCCUACCCCAGCAUCGCCGCCUCCGGGGCCACGCCCGUCUUUGACAACAUCUGGGACCAGGGGCUGGUUUCCCAAGACCUCUUCUCCGUCUACCUGAGCUCCAAUGACCAGAGUGGCAGUGUGGUGAUGUUCGGUGGCAUCGAUUCUUCUUACUACACUGGAAACCUGAACUGGGUGCCUCUGUCCUCCGAGACUUACUGGCAGAUCACCGUGGACAGCAUCACCAUGAACGGCCAGGCCAUCGCGUGCAGUGGGGGCUGCCAGGCCAUUGUCGACACCGGCACCUCUCUGCUGGCUGGCCCCACCGAUGCCAUCGCCAACAUCCAGAGCUACAUCGGAGCCAGCCAGACCUCGAACGGCCAGAUGGCGGUCAGCUGCUUGGCCAUCAACAGCCUGCCCGACAUUGUCUUCACCAUCAACGGCAUCCAGUACCCGCUGCCCCCCAGCGCCUACAUCCUGCAGAGCGAGCAGAGCUGCGUCAGCGGCUUCCAGGGCAUGAACCUGCCCACCGCCUCCGGAGAGCUCUGGAUCCUGGGCGACGUCUUCAUCCGCCAGUACUUCACCGUCUUCGACAGGGGCAACAACCAGGUCGGCCUGGCCCCCGUGGCCUAAGCCUGCGUCUUUCCGGCUCCUUCCUGGGAAGAUCCGCCCCCCCCCCACCCCUGCACUCUGUACCCACCCUAGGUGUACAUAAUUCUCCCCACUGCCCUGCCCUUGAGAUUAUGGAGGUGGAAUCUUGGUCCUGACCCCUGCGACGCCAAUAAUGUAGAAUAAAACAUGACCUCCUGAAAAAA
Messenger RNA from Phyllostomus discolor (pale spear-nosed bat), 1413 nucleotides. RefSeq names its product pepsin A. Gene Ontology annotation, molecular function: aspartic-type endopeptidase activity. The transcript has 9 exons. Bases 71 to 1231 code for a protein of 386 amino acids. Gene Ontology annotation, biological process: proteolysis. NCBI's taxonomy places the organism in Eukaryota, Metazoa, Chordata, Mammalia, Chiroptera, Phyllostomidae. The record is from RefSeq and is a predicted model, not a curated record.